AGUUGGAUCAAUUAAUUUACACUACACCCCUUAAAAUAUGAGUAAAUUAUUUUCAAACCCUCUUUCGAAGUCCGAAAUUGCGCUUUUUCACCCUCUCCCGGGUAAAAGUUAAGCAAAUUAUUCUUGUCACAUCUUAAAUGAAAAAAUAAUUAUAAGAGUACAGCUCAUCUUCACACGCUAUAUAUAAACAGGUAUGUUCUGACUUUUUACAACUCAAUUUACGUGUUAAGUCAACGCAAUUUUCAUGACUCAGAAAUCGAAUCACUGAUAAACAUAAAUAAAAGAUAAAGAGAACAAAAAAUCCCAUCUCCAGAUUCCGGCGACCAUGGCUAUCGCCGAUAACCACCACCGCAACCAUCACAAGUGGCGCCUCUGUCCGUUGUGGCAGUCUGCAACGCCGUCUUCAUCUGCUUCUUCCACUCAAAAUCUCAACAAUCAGCCGCAGAACCACAGCCAGCAAAACGGCGUCGCUGCUUCAGGCACGCGCUCCUCCACCGUCUCCUCCGUGGCCAGAUCGCUUCUCCCCGCGCGGCGGAGGCUCCGCCUCGAUCCUUCCAACAACCUCUACUUCCCCUAUGAACCAGGAAAGCAGGGGAGGAGUGCUGUUAGGAUUAGGAAUUCCAGCAAGUCUCAUGUUGCAUUCAAGUUUCAAACAACUGCACCGAAGAGUUGUUAUAUGCGACCCCCUGGAGGUAUCCUUGCUCCUGGAGAAGGCCUCGUAGCAACUGUAUUCAAGUUCAUGGAGCAACCAGAGAACAACGAAAAACAUAUAAAUCAAAAGAGCAAGGUUAAGUUCAAAAUUGUGAGUCUUAAGGUGAAGGAGGGAACCGAUUAUGUGCCUGAAUUGUUUGACGAGCAAAGGGAUCAAGUAGUUGUUGAACGUAUAUUGCGGGUUGUUUUCUUGGAUCCCGAGCGUUCUACUCCCGCACUCGAAAAACUGAAGCGUCAAUUGGCUGAAGCCGAUGCUGCAAUAGAAACCCGCAAGAAGCCACCAGCAGACACAGGCCCUCCUGUCGUUGGGGAAGGUCUUGUUAUAGACGAAUGGAAAGAAAGAAGGGAGAAAUAUCUUGCUCGGCAACAGGUUGAGGCAGUAGAUUCUGUGUGAAAUUGUAGGUCUUUUUUGCCCUUUUGAUAUUUGCUGAGAGGGUUUGAUUAUUUUUUUUUUGCCUCCAAAGGAAAGUUUCAAACCAAUAUGUAGAAAUGAAUAAUGUGAGUGGAGUUUAUUUGUUUGUGAGGUCGGUCGACUUACCUUUCCUGUAAAUAUUUUUAUGAUGUUGCAGUUAUUUUUAUAUUAUUUAAUUAUUCCUUUUUUGGAGGUUAAUU
Erythranthe guttata (spotted monkey flower) is the source of this 1323-nucleotide messenger RNA. It is a transcript of the gene MAMI, whose product is annotated as membrane-associated mannitol-induced. Gene Ontology annotation, cellular component: plasma membrane; endoplasmic reticulum membrane. Lineage: Eukaryota; Viridiplantae; Streptophyta; Magnoliopsida; Lamiales; Phrymaceae. Gene Ontology annotation, biological process: endoplasmic reticulum membrane organization. The record is from RefSeq and is a predicted model, not a curated record.